This is a messenger RNA of Microtus ochrogaster (prairie vole), 4308 nucleotides long. RefSeq names its product transmembrane p24 trafficking protein 5 (gene Tmed5). NCBI's taxonomy places the organism in Eukaryota, Metazoa, Chordata, Mammalia, Rodentia, Cricetidae. The record is from RefSeq and is a predicted model, not a curated record.
UCUGUGUGAGGGAAGCCAAUACCUACAAAUCCAGUAUGAAGCACGGAUCCGAAACCAGGGGGCGGAGGGGCUGCACGCAGAGUUCAUAUUGGACUACAAUUCCCAUCAUUACCGCCGCCGAUACUCAUUGAUCUGUGUGUGUGUGUGUGUGUGUGUGUGUGUGUGUGUGUGUGUGUGUGUCUAUAUCUCUGUGUGUCUGUAUCUUUCUGUGUGUCUGUGUGAGGGAAGCCAAUACCUACAAAUCCAGUAUGAAGCACGGAUCCGAAACCAGGGGGCGGAGGGGCUGCACGCAGAGUUCAUAUUGGACUACAAUUCCCAUCAUUACCGCCGCCGAUACUCAUUGAUCUGUGAGUGUCUAUGUCUGUGUGUGUCUGUGUCUAUAUCCGUGUGUGUCUGUGUGUCUAUGUCUUUCUGUCUGUGUGUCUGUGUGAGGGAAGCCUAAACCUACAAGUCCAGUAUAAAGCACGGAUCCGAAACCGGGCGGGGGGCGGUGCAGGAAGGGAGGAGUAGCCCCGCCCUCACCCAGGCCAGCGGAAGGCAGCGCUUCCCUUUCGAAGACGGCGUGAGCCGCGGUCGCCCCAAGUUCCCUGGAGCUCUGGGGUUCGGAGUGGAGGCGCCGGCAUCCCACACCUCGCUAAACACUUCCUGGAGAUCGCUCCGACCGGGAUGGGCGGCAGGACCUGGCUGUCGUUCCCAGUGCUCUUCCUGGCCGCUCUGCCCCCAGCGCUGCUGCGGGGGGCGGCCGGCUUCAAGCCCUCCUUGGACAGCGACUUCACCUUCACGCUCCCGGCCGGCCAGAAGGAGUGCUUCUACCAGCCCAUGCCCCUAAAGGCCUCGCUGGAGAUCGAAUACCAGGUUUUAGAUGGAGCAGGAUUAGACAUUGAUUUCCAUCUUACCUCCCCAGAGGGCAGAACCUUAGUUUUUGAGCAAAGAAAAUCAGAUGGUGUUCACACGGUGGAGACUGAAGUUGGUGACUACAUGUUCUGCUUUGACAAUACAUUUAGCACCAUUUCUGAGAAGGUAAUUUUUUUUGAACUGAUCCUGGAUAACAUGGGAGAAGAAGCUCAGGAACAAGAAGACUGGAAAAGAUACAUCCCUGACACGGAUGUGCUGGAGAUGAAGUUGGAGGACAUCCUGGAGUCCAUCAACAGCAUCAAGUCCAGACUGAGCAAAAGUGGUCAGAUACAAACUCUGCUUAGAGCAUUUGAAGCUCGUGAUCGAAACAUACAAGAAAGUAACUUUGACAGAGUCAACUUCUGGUCCGUGGUGAAUCUGACGGUCAUGGUGGUAGUGUCAGGUAUUCAGGUUUAUAUGCUGAAAAGUCUGUUUGAAGAUAAGAGGAAAAGUAGAACUUAAAACUCCACCAUAGAUUACUUAACAUUGAAAAAAAAGAGGUAGAAAAUUCUAAUACACUGUUACAGUCAAGAUCACUAAUUUUCAGAAAUUAAUAUAAGAUAUAUAAAAUUUACUAUGGAAAAUCAUUGUAUAUCCAGAUAACUUUAUUGACCCAGUUAUACACUUAAAUGUAUAUAACAGGAUAUCAUAUAUAAUUUAGAUUUGAUUGGAGCAAUUAACAUUUUUUAGGUUUAAAAAUCUCUCCCAAAUAUGUAUAAAUUAAAUUAAUGAACAGUAUCCAUAAACACACCACCAGUUUGCUUUUACUUUCUCUGUAAAUUGGCUGGUACAAAAUAAUUUGCAAAUCAUUUGAGGAUUAUAUAAUUAUGGACUAACCAUUACAUCUUUCCAAAAAAGGUAACUAUAUGUAUACCACUGAAAUGAUAUUUUUAAAAUUUUUCUUUUCUUUUUUUCAAGACAGGGUUUAUGUUGCCCUUGUCCUGGAACUAGCUCUGUAGACCAGGUCAGCCUCAAAACACUGAGAUCCACCUUCCUAUGCCUUCUGAGUACUGGGAUUAAAGGCAUGUGCCACUACUGCCUGGCUUUUUUUAAGAAUUUUAUAACCAAAUACAAUGUGAAACAUUAUAGAAAAGUAUUAGUUUUUAUAAACUUAGCUUACAUUUCCAAGAACUAACAUUUUGAUAAUUAAAUUGGAAGGACAUUCUUUCCUCAAAAAUUAGGCAAUGUCUUUCUCAUUGAAAUGACAUUAUAAAGGUUUUCUUAUGUGAAGAUAUAAAUAGGGUAGUUGAUGUUUAUGAAUAGGAUGCAUUCUGUCAAGACAUUAGCUAAGAUAAAAUUUGAGAUAAAAAUGAAUGUAUUUUUAUACUACCCAUCAAAACUGUUGUAUUGGUUUCUACACAGCUAUUGGUUUUGUUUGUUGGUUUUUUUUUUUUUUUUUGGUUGUUAUUGUUUUCCAGACAGAGUUUCUCUGUGUAGCCCUGGCUGUCCUGGAACUCACUUUGUAGACCAGGCUGCCCUCAAAUUCACAGAGAUCCACUUGCCUCUACCUCCGGAGUUCUGCCUCUCAAGUGCUGGGAUUAAAGGUGUUAUCUGGCCAAUAGCUAUUGGUUUAGAUAAUACAUUGUCACCAGCAGGUGUGAGAGACAUAAGAUCUGACCUUAUGUAAAUAAACAGCUCCUAAGUUCUCAAAAUAAACAGCUCCUAAGUUCUCAAAAUCCUCAGAAUGAGGGAAAAAUUAGAUAAACUUGAGAGUACUAAAUACGAAAGUUCACCUAAGUAGAACCAUAAUAUCUAGAAUCAAAUGGCUCACCUUGCUAUCCCAAUUCUAAUAGAGAACAGAGAAGGGUAAUUUGAAGUUCACUGGAAGAAAUUAUGUUUGUCAUAGUUUUUAUUUUCUAGUUACUGUUGUUCUUUUUAAAAGUCCCUUAAAGGGACAGGAAAGCACAACAGUUACUGUUUUCAAUUAUAAAUGUUCAGGUAGAUUUUAUAAAAUGCACAUCCUUCUAUAUAUAGAGAAUUUACAUAUAUAGGUUUUAUUAUAAUUUUCACAAAAUUAUAAUACCUAAGUACCUAUGGUCACUUAUAACUUUGAAGGAUUAAAACAAUCCUAAAUUAUAAACAGCUAAUGUGAAUAUAAAAGCCAAUACACACAAAAAUGCUGUCUUUCUAGCUUAUUAGUCUGUAGUACAAUCUUAUUCAAGUUCUAGUAAUUUAGCUUCAUCAUGAAACAAUUAAAUUACACACAUCUUUAGUGUUAUGAUAAAUGUAUUGUCAAUUACAAAAAAUGAACAACCAAAUCUGGGUAUUGUGCUCAUUAUAUGUGUGUGUGUGUGUGUGUGUGUGUGUGUGUGUGUGUGUGUGUGUGUGUUAUAUUGCCAUAACUCUUACUGAGCAAUAAUGAUCUUCCACUACCCUGCUAUCUCACACACACAAAACAUAUGGUAGGUACUCAGAAAUACUUCAUUUACAGUUUAUACUCAGAAUAGUACAGAGAAAUACUGUAUUUUUUUCCUUCUUGGGAGAAUAGAGAUUUAUUUUUCCCUAUUCAGAGGCUUUUCAAAACAUAAAUGCCAUAUAUGAUCAGUAACUGGCCAAGAAAAUGCUCCAGUAUUUUAAGCAAAACUCCUCAGCACAUACAGAACAAAGUGAGAUCAUUACCUAAAAAAGCCUUUUUCCACUUUCAAGUGGAAGGGAAGCAAUCUAUAGGUACCAUAACUGAUAAGCAGACUACACUUGACUGUACUCUGUCUUUUCUGUAAGACUGUGAUUAAGAAUUCUACCUCUUUGACACAGCGGAUACUGUACUGUACCUAACACUGUACUUGUCACUAACGUCACCGUGUAUGUAAUUUGUGCCACUGAUUUUUAAAUCUAUAAUUCAGUUACUUCCUGCCAUUUAAAAUGGUAGUAGUAUCUUUAUUGAAAAAAGUAACUUACAAAUGUUAAAGAUUUUAUUUUUUAUAGAUAAAAAUAAAAAGAUAUUAAGAACCAUGUUGCCUGUAUUAGUCAUAAAAACAAAAAUUGUAAGCAAAAACCAAAAUGUUUAUUUUUAAAUGUGUAUUAUCUGCUUCAUAUGAGUCUUUUAAUGUUGCUUUCUCAAUUAUACUAAAUCAAAUAAGCCAUCACUUGAUCUGACUUUUAUCUUGUUAGUUGUAUAAAUUACUAAGUAGUUUAACAGAAGUGUAGAGAUGACUUGCAUUCUGAGAUGCAGUUGGAUUAUGUGCUCUUUUACCAGGUCAAUAAACAGAAGGUAAAUAAGCAUCUGAAAAUGUUGUUGAAAUAAAUUACAAGUCAAAAUAUAUUUAGGUAUAUUUUUACCAUUAGACAUUAUCUUAAAAUUAACAAAAACCAAGUCCCUGUAAUUUUGUACCUCCAGUGAAAAUUAUCAGAAAUUUUAAGACAUAUUAAUUUAGCAUGUAAUGUUUUUUCUUUUUUCUUUUUCCUUUACUUAGU